UAUCCCUUUAUUUGACACGUUAGACAGAGAAAGAGACACACAUUCAGCACACAGUCGUCGUUGCAGCAGACCAGAGAUAUCGGCGCUGCCUUUCGUUUAUUUCGGAUUCAGGAUACACGAAGAUUAUCAGUUUACCCCCGGAAUACUUUGUAAUAACGAGAACUUGACGCUUUGGAAUAUUACUAUCUUUCAAUCUGCUGUAUUCGUCGGAGAUAUGUCGGGCAGAACAAUGAGACGGCAAGUACUGUUGUUUAUGUCGGUUUUUUCCCUCAGCUCAGUGUUUGGGCAGGUCACCUACUCAAUUCCCGAGGAAAUGUCCAAAGGCUCUCUUGUUGGUAAUAUAGCGCAGGAUUUAGGGAUAAACGUGAAAAGACUGAAAUCAGGCAAAGCUCGCAUAUAUACAGAAGACAAUGCCGAGUACGUGGAGCUGAAUAAAGACAGAGGAGUCCUGCUCGUUAAAGAGAGAAUCGACAGGGAGGCGCUCUGCGGACAGACAACACCUUGUGCUUUACAUCUUCAAAUCACACUGGAAGACCCGAUCGAAUUUUACACCGUUACAGUCGAAAUUAAUGACAUUAACGAUAAUGCGCCCAGCUUCAAAAAGGAUGAGAUGAAAUUUAGGAUCAGUGAGUCGGCUGUGAUCGGAGCCAAAUUUGUGCUCGAGAGAGCCAUGGAUCUAGAUGUGGGUGUGAACGGAUUGCAGGGUUAUUCGCUAAAACCUACAGACAACUUCCAUCUAAAACUCCACAAUCAGCAAGAUGGAAGCAAGAAGGUGGAGAUGGUUUUGCAAAAACAUCUAGACAGAGAGGCACGAGAGCACCUCUCUUUAACCCUCACGGCGACUGAUGGUGGAGAUCCUCAGCUGUCGGGAACAAUGCGAGUAGAAAUUUCAGUAUUAGACGCUAAUGACAAUGCCCCAGUAUUUACUCAGGAAAUUUACAAAGUAACUAUUUUGGAAACUGCUCCAAAGGGUACAGUUUUGAGUACCGUUAGUGCUAUAGAUGCAGAUGAAGGUUCAAAUGGAAAGGUGUUAUAUACAAUAACAAACACGUUAGAUGAUGUUCCCGUUAUAUUCAAAAUUGGCGAAGAUAGCGGCGUAGUUUCCCUAGUUGGAACCCUGGAUUAUGAAAAGGGACAGCUCUAUGAAAUACAUGUACAGGCCAGCGAUGAUGGGGGACUGACAGAUUCGUGUAAAAUCAUUGUUGAGGUGACCGAUACAAAUGAUAAUCACCCGUCCAUUAAUAUAAUGUCUAAAACGAGCUCCAUAUCAGAAAAUUCUAAGCCAGGAACUGUGGUAACUAUAUUCAAUGUUCAAGAUCCAGACUCCGGAGAAAAUGGCAAAGUUGGAUGUAAUAUUGAAGAGCAUAUGCCAUUUCUCAUGAAAACAACGUCAAAAAAAUUCUUUAGCCUUGUGACUGACAGUGAUUUAGACAGAGAGAGAGCCUCUGAGUAUAACAUCACUGUGACCUGCUCUGAUGAGGGAGUGCCCUCCCUCUCCAGCAGCGUCACUCUCACCUUACAGAUCUCUGAUGUAAAUGACAACGAGCCUGUCUUUGAGAGGAGCUCAUAUGAGGCCUACAUUGUAGAAAACAACACACCAGGUGUGUCUGUAUUCACAGUGAGAGCCACAGACGCUGACUGGAACCAGAAUGCUCGUGUUUCUUACAUUCUGGAGGACUCCUCUGUCAACGGAGUGCCAGUCUCCUCAUAUGUGUCCGUCAGUGCUGAUAGUGGAGUCAUCCAUGCAGUGCGCUCUUUUGACUAUGAGCAGAUCAAAGACUUCAAGUUCAGAGUGAAAGCUCAGGAUGGAGGCUCUCCUCCACUCAGCAGCAAUGUGACUGUGAAAAUGAUGAUCCAGGACCAGAACGACAACCCUCCUCAGGUCCUGUAUCCAGUCCAGACUGGUGGCUCUGUGGUGGCUGAAAUGGUUCCUCGUUCAGCAGAUGUGGGCUAUCUGGUGACCAAAGUGGUGGCUGUUGAUGUGGACUCUGGACAGAAUGCGUGGCUGUCGUAUAAACUGCAGAAGGCCACAGACAGGGCUCUGUUUGAAGUGGGCUCCCAGAAUGGAGAGAUCCGAACCAUCCGCCAAGUGAGUGAUAAAGAUGCAGUGAAACAGAGACUGAGUGUUAUAGUGGAGGACAACGGGCAGCCCUCUCGUUCAGCUACAGUCAUUGUGAACGUGGCGGUGGCGGACAGCUUCCCUGAAGUUCUGUCGGAGUUCAGUGACUUUCCACACGACAAGGAGUACAAUGACAACCUGACUUUUUACUUAGUGUUGGCUCUGGCUGUGGUCUCCUUCCUCUUCAUCACGUGUUUGGUGGUUAUUAUCUCAGUGAAAAUCUACAGAUGGAGACAGUCUCGCAUCCUGUAUCAUUCCAACCUGCCUGUCAUUCCAUAUUAUCCUCCACGUUACUCAGACACUUUGGGGACAACAGGAACUCUCCAACACGUCUACAAUUACGAGGUGUGCAGGACGACAGACUCCAGAAAGAGUGACUGUAAAUUCGGCAGAGCUGGUAGUCAGAACGUGCUGAUAAUGGAUCCCAGUUGUUCAGGGACAAUGCAGCGGAUGCAGAGUGAGAAGAGCAUCCUGGAUGAACCAGAUUCUCCUCUAGAGGUUAGAAAACUAUAACAAUCACAUUGUCUU
Acanthochromis polyacanthus (spiny chromis) is the source of this 2647-nucleotide messenger RNA. RefSeq names its product protocadherin beta-16-like. The record is from RefSeq and is a predicted model, not a curated record. NCBI's taxonomy places the organism in Eukaryota, Metazoa, Chordata, Actinopteri, Pomacentridae. Gene Ontology annotation, cellular component: plasma membrane. The transcript has a single exon. Gene Ontology annotation, biological process: homophilic cell-cell adhesion. Gene Ontology annotation, molecular function: calcium ion binding. The coding region runs from base 215 to 2632 and encodes 805 amino acids.